Molecule: messenger RNA, 2613 nt
Organism: Lachancea dasiensis
Lineage: Eukaryota; Fungi; Ascomycota; Saccharomycetes; Saccharomycetales; Saccharomycetaceae
Source: the annotation of a GenBank genome assembly
AUGAAGUUGGACAUAAAAAAAGCAUUCGCAAAUCGGUCUGAUCGUGUGAAGGGUAUUGACUUUCAUCCCUCUGAACCAUGGAUUUUGACAACACUAUAUUCUGGUAGAGUCGAGAUUUGGAAUUUCGAAACGCAAACAGAAGUCAAGUCGAUUGCAGUAACAGAUACCCCAGUGAGAGCCGGAAAAUUCAUCGCCAGGAAAAAUUGGAUUGUCGUGGGUUCCGACGAUUUCAAGAUCAGAGUAUUCAAUUACAAUACCGGCGAGAAAGUAGCCGACUUCGAGGCACACCCCGACUACAUUCGCUCGCUUGCUGUGCAUCCAACUAGACCUUACCUACUUUCGGGAUCUGAUGAUACUACUAUCAAGUUCUGGAACUGGGAGAAGAAUUGGUCUUUGGAACAGACUUUCGAAGGCCAUCAACAUUUCGUGAUGAGUGUUGCCUUCAAUCCUAAAGACCCAAGCACUUUUGCAUCUGCUAGUCAGGAUUUAACCGUUAAAAUCUGGUCACUAGGGCAAGCAACCGCCAAUUUCACAUUGAACGCACACGAAACGAGGGGCGUCAACUAUGUCGACUAUUACCCACUACAGGAUAAGCCUUACUUAAUUACCAGUUCUGAUGAUAGAACUGCUAAAGUCUGGGACUAUCAGACGAAGUCUUGUGUGGCUACUUUAGAGGGACACAUGGCCAACGUUUCAUUUGCCAUAUUCCAUCCCUCUCUGCCUAUUAUCGUUUCCGGGUCGGAAGAUAGCACUCUUAAAAUCUGGAACGCCAACACCUACAAGUUGGAGAAAACUCUUAACCUUGGUUUGGAAAGAAGUUGGUGCGUUGCCACGCAUCCCACGGGAAAGCGCAAUUAUAUUGCUUCAGGAUUCGACAGCGGCUUUACGGUUUUGUCCCUGGGCAAUGACGAUCCCAGACUAUCUUUGGACCCGGUUGGGAAGCUCGUAUGGUGUGGUGGAAAAAACGCAUCUGCAACAGAUGUCUUCUCGGCUGCCAUCAGAGGCGUUGAAGGCUCUGCAGAUGGAGAAGCUAUUCCUCUUCAAACAAAAGAACUGGGCACGGUUGAUGUUUUCCCGCAAUCUAUGAAGCACUCUCCAAACGGGCGUUUUGUUACAGUAGUUGGAGAUGGUGAGUACAUUGUUUAUACUGCUUUGGCUUGGAGAAACAAGGAAUUCGGUAAAUGUCACGAUUUCGUCUGGGGGCCAGACUCGAACAGUUACGCGCUAAUUGACGAAGCGGGUCGCGUAAAAUAUUACAAAAACUUCAAAGAGAUGACUUCUUGGUCCAUACCGCUAGAGUUUGGCAUAGAAAAACUUUAUCCAGGUGCGCUAUUAGGGGUGAAGGCAGAUGGUUUCGUAUAUUUUUUCGACUGGGAUUCUGGAUCUCUCGUCAGAAGAAUUGACGUGGACGCAAAGGAGGUUGUUUGGUCCGACAAUGGCGAGCUUGUGAUGAUGAUAAACAAUACAGAUGACAAUAAUGCUGAGGAAAGCCCAGCUUACGUUUUGGAGUUCAACAAGGAAGUUUACGAAUCAUUUUCAGCCAAUGACGAGGACGCCGGUGAAGAGGGUAUCGAGGAAGCAUUUGAUGUCCUUUACGAGGUUAGCGACCAUAUCAGUUCGGGAAAAUGGGUUGGCGAUGUCUUUAUCUACACAACCGCUACCCACAGACUCAAUUACUUUGUGGGCGGAAAGUCUUAUAACUUAGCACAUCUCGACAAAGAGAUGUAUAUGCUCGGAUACCUCCCCAGAGACAAUAAGGUUUAUUUGGCAGAUCAUGACAUUCAUAUUUAUGGUUAUGAAAUCUCCAUUGAGGUUCUUGAGUUCCAAACUCUUGUUCUGAGGGGUGAUUUAGAGGAAGCGAAAAAAACGAUUCUACCUAAUAUCGAAGGAAAGGAGAACUUGCUGAAAAUUUCCCGAUUCUUGGAGGGCCAAGAGUUUCAUGAAGAUGCUUUGGAGGUAAGUCCCGACAACGAUCAAAAGUUUGACCUCGCUUUGAAUCUUGGCAAGCUUUCAUUGGCCCACGACAUAGUCAGUGAAAAUGAGAAUGAGUUCAAAUGGAGAAGGCUUGGUGACAAGGCUUUGGAAUCCUUCAAUUUCAAAGUAGCUGUCGAAGCGUAUGACAAGGCCUCCGAUUUAGAGUCGCUAUUUUUGCUUUAUUCAUCGUUUAAUAACAAGGAUGCUUUGGUCGCACUUGGACAUAGAGCACAAGAUGUGGGGAAAUACAACUUGGCAUUUAAUGCGUUUUGGGUAGCUGGUGAUAUAAAGAGUGCCAGAGAGCUGCUCGCCUCGAGCGGCAGAUACUCCGAAGCAACUAUACUCUCCAAAGCAUACUCUGGAGACUUGGAAGAGACAAAUAAGCUGGUCACGAAGUGGAAAGAAAGCCUUGCUCAAGCAGAUCAACAUACCGUAGCCUCUAGAAUUCUUCCUGCUACCAAGGAGCAGCAAACCCCUUUAAUCGAUAUGGAUGCUGGUAACGAGGAAGAGAAAACGGUUGAUGAAGACGUGAAUGAGGAAAACGAGGUGCUCGUGGAUGGAGCGCAAGAAACGCCUCAAGCUGAUGAUGAGGUUACUGACCAGGCGGUAGGGGAUGAACUUGAAGAAUCACAGGAUUGA